This is a messenger RNA of Sphaerulina musiva SO2202, 4207 nucleotides long. Its product is annotated as PIN domain-like protein. Gene Ontology annotation, molecular function: single-stranded DNA binding; DNA endonuclease activity. Gene Ontology annotation, cellular component: nucleus. The record is from RefSeq and is a predicted model, not a curated record. The coding region runs from base 6 to 4169 and encodes 1387 amino acids. The transcript has a single exon. Lineage: Eukaryota; Fungi; Ascomycota; Dothideomycetes; Mycosphaerellales; Mycosphaerellaceae. Gene Ontology annotation, biological process: nucleotide-excision repair.
AGACCAUGGGAGUGACGGGCCUGUGGCAGAUACUGCAGCCAUGCGCUCGGCCCAUCAAGAUCGAAACUCUCAACCGUAAACGUCUGGCCGUCGAUGCGUCCAUCUGGAUCUACCAGUUCCUCAAAGCUGUCCGCGAUAAAGAAGGCAAUGCACUGCGCAACUCGCACGUGGUGGGCUUCUUCCGCCGCAUCUGCAAGCUGCUCUUCUUCGGCAUCAAGCCGGUCUUUGUCUUCGAUGGAGGCGCACCAGCGCUGAAGCGCCAGACGAUCCGCGCCCGAAAGAGUCGACGGGAGGGUCGCAGAGAGGAUGCCGUGCGGACAGCGGGAAAGCUGCUGGCGGUGCAGAUGCAGCGAGCUGCGGAAGAGGAAGACGAGCGAAGGAAGCGCCAAGAGCAGCAGCAGCGAGGCUCUGCACGAGAUAACAAUGGCGAGGAAGAAGUGCCCGACGAAGGGCUGGUGUACGUCGACGAGCUGAAUAUGUCAGCCCAAGAGAGACAGCAGAACCGGAAGUUUCGCAAGAAGGAUGCGUAUCAUUUGCCUGACCUGGACGUGAGUAUGAGUGAAAUGGGCGGUCCGAACGAUCCUCGUGUGAUGUCGCUGGAAGACCUGCAAGCAUAUGCAGCACAAUUCAAUACUGGAGAGGAGCUGUCCGUGUACGACUUCAGCAAAAUUGACUAUGACAGCGCUUUCUUCAUGAGUCUGCCGCCCUCGGAUAGGUACAAUAUCUUGAAUGCGGCCAGAUUAAGGAGUCGACUGAGAAUGGGACACUCCAAGGAACAGCUGGAUGUCAUGUUUCCCGAUCGCAUGGCUUUCAGCAAGUUCCAGAUUGAGCGGGUGGCAGAGAGGAACGACUUAACGCAGCGGCUGAUGCACUUAAAUGAGAGCGGUGGCGCCGAGUAUGGUGGAAACCGUAUCGCGGGUGAGAAGGGGCGCGAAUAUGUCCUCAUCAAGAACGAUGGCGUGGAAGGCGGAUGGGCGUUGGGUGUAAUUGACGAUGAAGGGAAGCAAGAGAAGCCGAUCGAUCUUGAUGCUCCUGGUCCCACCAAGACAGAGGACGAGGAGUGGGAAGACGAAGUCGAUUUCGAAGACGUGCCUGUAGAAGGGCUAAACAGACUACCGAGGCAGAAAACAGGAACAGAGGGAGCACUGGACGCGUUGCAAGAACAAAGGAGAGAACUGUACAAGUCUAGAGGAGCUCGCGAGAGAGCGAUGGGCGAUACCUUUAGACGACCGACACAGCGCAAGCCGAAGAAGAAAGCUGCCAAGCGAGACGAAAACUCACUCUUUGUGCAGAGCAGUGAUGAGGAAGUGGUCGAGGACGAGUGGGAAGAAAAUGCGACCGACAAGAAACCUGUCGGAAGCGACGAGCAAUAUUCAGAUGACGAGGACCUGCGUCGAGCCAUUGCAUUAUCCAUGCAGAAAGACGGCAGCGGCAGCGACCAAGCUGGGAGUGGUCCAGAAGACGAUGAUAUGCUCGAAGAUUUCCAGCAGUCUGCCACGGAGGAAGCACGUCCUGUUCCUAGAGGUAGCGCGCGAGACAUUGCGCACAUUCUCAACAAGCGUGCACAACACGCUGCACCAGAUAGUCGCGAAAUCACUUCCUUUGGCGUUCCGACACAAAAGCCCGAUAGCAGUGACGAUGAGGAUAUGAUGGACUUGCAAGCCGCGCUCGCCGAAAGUCGAAGAUCCAAGCGGAAGACAACUCCGCCCCGCCGCCGGGCUCCAGCAGAAAACUCCGCGAAAGAAGUUGCCAAAAAAGCUGGUUUCAAUGGCCCUCUGCCCUUUGAAAAGCUUGAUCUGGGCACUUCUCUGCUGGGGAAGAAGAAAAUGCAACAGCGAACGGAAGAGGCAGCCGGCGGGUUCGAGAACCCAGCCCUGAGCGAGAAAGCUAAGAAAGCCGAGCCCCUGCCGCCGUGGUUCUCUGGAGACGUCGAAAAGGAUUUUCGUGCCCAAAAAGCAAUCGAAGCAGGCGAUAGACAGAAGGCGAGGGAGUACGACCAGCAAUUCAAAUUUCACGAUCGCGGGGCCACGCUGAAGCGUGGACGGCCGAAUGAAAUCAUCGAUCUUGAAGCGGAAGACGAGAUGCCGUUGCAGAAAGAGGGGGAGGUCAUUGAUCUCGAUGCAGAAGGUUCCUGUAUUUCGACUCCUGCUGGCAGCCAGUCGGUUUUGGGUGGUGAGACCGGUGAGUCUCGCGCCGGACCAGUACUGCUGGAUAAGGAAAUCUUGGAGAAUGAUACUGCUGUCGCCACCAGAUAUAUGACCGGCAUGGAAACGGCGAAUGAACAGACCGCCAGACCGGCAUCAACAGAUCAUCUUUCUGAAGAACCAAAUGCCGAGCUUGAAACAAGACUGGCGGUCAAGAAUAGUGUAGAUACAGCUCAAGAUCGGGACACAAAAUAUAGCACAGGGGAAGCCGUGACGUCCACGCCACCAAAGGUUCCUCUCACAGACGACGUCUUCGACACUGAGAUCGAGCCAUCCCCGGCACUCGAAAUAGUCUCGGGCCGAGAAAGGCCUAAGGAUUCUCUGAAUGCCAGUGGGGCUACUGAACCCGCCAGAAAUGCGACCAGAGGAGAGAACUCUGACGAAGAAAUGCUUGAGUGGAGCGAAAGCGAUGGUGAAGACACGGCCCCACAUACUGUGAGCAACUCAACAAAGCAACAGGGCACAAGUGCAAAAUCGCCACAGGAGAUGCAGGCGGCAGAGCAAGAUGCGAGAUCUCCUUCCGUCGAGUUCGAAGAUGUGGAAAUGAACCAAGCUGCCACGACGACUACUGGCCUGACAGCCAACGACUUCGGAGACAUUGGCAUUCCGGAAAUGACAAAUUUUGACGACCUACCAGCUGAGAAUGAAGAGACCGACGAAGCACAGCCCGCUUCUAUGCGUCAACCGAUCUCCGAGGGCGACGAGGAAUUUGACGACUUCUCUGACCCGGAAGACGCCGAGAUGCUGCGUAACCUCACCAUCGAAGCCGAAGAACAUGCUCGAUUCGCCAGUACCCUCAACAACAAAUCACAGGCUCAAAAUGUCGCCGAGUACGAGCGGGAGCUGAAACAACUUCGCAACCAACAAAAGAAAGAUCGUCGAGAUGCAGAUGAAGUCACACAGACGAUGAUUCAAGAGUGUCAAGCUCUGCUUCGCCUCUUCGGCCUUCCCUACGUGACAGCACCAAUGGAAGCCGAAGCACAGUGCGCCGAGCUCGUGCAUCUCGGUCUUGUCGAUGGUAUUGUGACUGACGAUUCGGAUUGUUUUCUCUUCGGGGGCACCCGCAUCUACAAGAACAUGUUCAAUCAAGCUAAAUUUGUCGAGUGCUAUCUGACAUCUGACCUCGAAAAGGAGUUUGGACUCACACGCCAGAAACUCAUCGCGGUAGCGAACCUGCUGGGGAGUGAUUAUACUGAAGGUGUCCCAGGAGUGGGACCUGUGACUGCUUUGGAGAUCAUCAGUGAGUUUCCGGAUUUGGAGGAGUUCAAGGAAUGGUGGACCGCUGUGCAGAUGAAUGAGAGACCCAAGUCCGAAGACGCGGGCAAUUCCUUCCGAAAGAAGUUUCGACGGAAUGCAUCUAAACUGUUCUUGCCACACGGCUUUCCUGACAAACGAGUCGAGAUGGCAUACUUGGAACCCGAAGUCGAUGCCGAUUCACAGGCAUUCCAAUGGGGCGUGCCGGACCUGGACAAGCUGAGAUCCUUCUUGAUGGCGACCAUUGGCUGGACGCAGGAAAGGACCGACGAGGUUCUCGUUCCUGUGAUCAAGGACAUGAACCGCAGACUUGAUGAGGGCACGCAAGCCAAUAUUACUGCAUUUUUCGAGGGAGGCGUGGGGAUUGGUGCUGCAGGAACCAACAGUAGAGGCGAAGCUUUUGCGCCUCGAAAGAGAGUCGAUCCCAGCAAAAGGAUGGGCACUGCAUUGACGAAAAUGGCCGAGAAGGCGAAAGGAAAGAGGAGUGGCGCGGUGCAAGCCAGCGAAGUGGAAGAUGGCGAUGCGGAGACAGAACAAGCGGGAACUUCUGAUAUGAGCACAGCGACGGCAAAGAGGCGCAAGACUGCUGCGUCUACGCGACCAAGUACUGGGAGCGAUGAGGAUGGGAGCGACUUCAAUGGGCCUGUCAAGAAACGAGGCACACGAAAAGCUCCUGUGAAGCGAGUGGGGAGAAGAAAGGCGACGACGUGAGUAUAUGUAGUGAUAUAGUGAUAUAUCGGACGAUUACC